CACAUGUCUAGUCUUCUCGCUCUUCAAUAUGCCGUCUCGACGGCCUCGAUCUAUUCCAGCCACACUCAACAGCUUGGUACCGUUGAUCAUGUGGUUGUCAUCGCGGCGAGCCACACAAACCCCUCUAGCUUCAACUUGAAAACAAAGGGAGCCUUCGUCCUCCCAAAAACUUGCUGUCAGUCGAAUUUUGACCCCUGGAGGAGCCACCUCAUCUGUGCGAUCGGAGGUAACCGGCAGGUAGUUCUGUGA
Messenger RNA from Bipolaris victoriae FI3, 249 nucleotides. RefSeq lists its product as hypothetical. The record is from RefSeq and is a predicted model, not a curated record. The transcript has a single exon. The annotation marks the transcript as partial. NCBI's taxonomy places the organism in Eukaryota, Fungi, Ascomycota, Dothideomycetes, Pleosporales, Pleosporaceae.